GACAACAUGGUUCCGAGGUAUAAGUGUCACCUUUGUGACAAGACCUUCUCUUGGUGUUACACUCUCACCCUCCACCUUCGAAAGAAGCAUCAACUCAAAUGGCCAUCUGGACACUCCCGUUUUAGGUACAAGAAGGAUGAGGAUGGGUAUCUGCGGCUCAACAUGGUGCGUUUUGAGACUGUAGAGGUUACGGAAGAGUUGAUUAAAAACAUGGCUGAAAAACGCACCCCUCGCAAGGUCUCUGGUUCAACCAGUCACUCCAAGGAGCCCAUGCUGCAUCCCGAUAGCGGCAAUAGCACUCCCCAGCACUCUUCCUUACCCUCCUCUCCUUCCUCAUCUUCCUCAACCUCAGAGCUUCUGGAGGGUACUGACAGCAGUGAAUUAAAAGGUGAUGAAACAUCUGUGUAUUGUGUGUUGAACACUGUGACUGAGGUCAGUGGGGAUCCAGAGGAAGCGGCCCAGCCCGGUGGGCCAUCAGGGGCUGUUAGAGCUCUGGCUGCAGUGGCUAGAGGUCUAGGAAUGGAUGUGGUAUAAUCUCAUACCUAUCAAAUGCAGUUUCAUCAGAGAUAACCUGUGUGAGAAUACACAACCUGUUUAACCUCAAUAGAUUAAACAUUUUCCAUUAGAUCAAUGUUUUUAUAAACUAAAAUGCAAAGUUUAGAGGAUG
Molecule: messenger RNA, 667 nt
Organism: Sinocyclocheilus anshuiensis
Lineage: Eukaryota; Metazoa; Chordata; Actinopteri; Cypriniformes; Cyprinidae
Product: histone H4 transcription factor-like
Exons: 2
Source: RefSeq, a predicted model, not a curated record